AUGUCCUUCAACCACCUCGCCUCCGAGCUGCCCGCCUGGGCCAAGCUGCAGAAGCUCUACGAGAGCAAGGGCAAGGCCAUCGACCUGCGCAAGGCCUUCGACGCCGACCCCAAGCGCUUCGAGUCGUACUCGCGCGCCUUCACGGGCCAGAAGACCGACGCGGCGCUUCUCGUCGACGUCUCCAAGAACCUCAUCGACGACGAGAUCUUUGCCUCGCUCCUCGACCUGGCGCGCGAGGCCAAGGUCGAGGAGCAGCGCGACGCCAUGUACGCCGGCGAGCGCAUCAACUCGUCCGAGGACCGCAGCGUGCUGCACAUUGCGCUGCGCGACCUGCCCGGCGCGUUCGGCAGCAAGGCCGAGGGCGUCGACGAGGUCAAGGGCGAGCUGGCGCACAUGAAGAGCUUCAGCGACGCCGUGCGCUCGGGCGCGCACAAGGGCUACACGGGCAAGGCCAUCAAGAGCAUCGUCAACAUCGGCAUCGGCGGCAGCAACCUCGGCCCGCUGAUGGUCACCGAGGCGCUCAAGCCGUACGCCAAGCGCGACCUCGCCGCGCACUUUGUCUCCAACAUCGACGGCACGCACAUGGUCGAGGCGCUGCGCCAGUGCGACCCCGAGACGACGCUCUUCAUCGUCGCCUCCAAGACGUUCACCACGCAGGAGACCAUCACCAACGCCACGACGGCGCGCGACUGGUUCCUCAAGACGGCCGGCAGCAAGGAGCACGUGAGCAAGCACUUCGUCGCCCUCUCCACCAACGUCAAGGCCGCGACGGACUUUGGCAUUGCCGAGCAGAACAUGUUCAAGUUCUGGGACUGGGUCGGCGGCCGCUACUCGCUCUGGAGCGCCAUCGGCCUCUCCAUCUGCCUCGUCAUUGGCUACGACAACUUCGAGCAGGUGCUGCUCGGCGCGCACGACAUGGACGAGCACUUCAAGAGCGCGCCGCUCGAGCAGAACAUCCCCGUCAUCCUCGCCGUCAUUGGCAUCUGGUACAACAACUUCUUCGGCGCCCAGUCGUACGCGCAGCUGUGCUACGACCAGUACAUGCACCGCUUCGCCGCCUACUUCCAGCAGGCGAGCAUGGAGUCGAACGGCAAGGGCGUGGCCAAGAACGGCAAGCCCGUCAACUACGAGACGGGAGAGAUCCUGUGGGGCGAGCCGGGCACCGACGGCCAGCACGCCUUCUACCAGCUCAUCCACCAGGGCACCAAGCUCGUGCCGGCCGACUUCAUUGCGCCGGUGGAGACGCACAACCCAACGGGCCAGCACCACGACAUUCUGCUGUCCAACUUCUUCGCGCAGCCUGAGGCUCUCGCCUUUGGCAAGACCGAGGAGGAGGUCAAGGCCGAGCUGAGCACGGAGGACCAGGGCAACUCCUUCCUCGUCAAGUCGAAGAUCUUCUCGGGUAACCGCCCGACGAACUCGAUCAUGAUCCAGAAGAUCAGCCCGGCCGGCCUGGGCGCUCUGCUGUCCAUGUACGAGCACAAGAUCGCCACGCAGGGCUUCAUCUGGAACAUCAACUCCUUCGACCAGUGGGGCGUCGAGCUCGGCAAGGUGCUUGCCAAGAAGAUCCUGCCGUCGCUCACCGGCGAGAAGGGCGUCGAUGGCCACGACAGCAGCACGACGGGCCUCAUCAACUACUACCUCAAGAACCGCAAGCAGUGACUCGGCCGUGACGCGACUAUUCCCCGCCAGCCACGCCUGUAGAGCAC
Molecule: messenger RNA, 1709 nt
Organism: Tilletiopsis washingtonensis
Lineage: Eukaryota; Fungi; Basidiomycota; Exobasidiomycetes; Entylomatales
Product: putative PGI1-glucose-6-phosphate isomerase
Exons: 5
Coding region: 1-1662 (553 amino acids)
Biological process (GO): glycolytic process; glucose 6-phosphate metabolic process; gluconeogenesis
Cellular component (GO): cytosol
Molecular function (GO): monosaccharide binding; glucose-6-phosphate isomerase activity; carbohydrate derivative binding
Source: RefSeq, a predicted model, not a curated record